Messenger RNA from Trypanosoma grayi, 873 nucleotides. RefSeq lists its product as hypothetical. The transcript has a single exon. The record is from RefSeq and is a predicted model, not a curated record. Bases 1 to 873 code for a protein of 290 amino acids. NCBI's taxonomy places the organism in Eukaryota, Euglenozoa, Kinetoplastea, Trypanosomatida, Trypanosomatidae.
AUGUGUGCCCGGCACACUCACGGUGACCUCAAUGUCCCUCAGGAGUGUCUCGAAGGGGCGGCGCACUUCCGUCGACGCGCUAAGCAGGUAAGCGUCAUUCGGCAGCGUCACGAAAAAGUGGCUGUCGCGCUUAAUGCAGAAGCUGAGGAGUGUGUUGAGGGUGGCGUCGUUGGCGUCCUCGCUGAAGAUCACGUUCUGCUGGUUGGCGUUAAUGUGCAGCCAAGUCUUUCCAUUGAAGAAGAACUCAAAGCGCUUUACAUUUGGGAUAAACUCCUUGACAAACUGCGUGUAUGUGUUGUAGGUCUCGGUGGAGAGCGGCUCACCGUGGUACAUCUGCGGCACGAACUGAAAGUCGGUGAUGAGGUCCAUAAAGAAAGUAAUGUAGUCCAUGUACCACCACAGCUCCGUCUCGCGCAACGACGGGAGCACAUUAAGCAGCUUGCGCCCAUUAUAAGCACGAUCAUCUUGGCGAUCAAUGAAGAGAUCCAUCGUGGUCAUGUGUGCAAGCACCGUGCUUUCCUCGUGAAUGCCGUUUGUCGCAAGCCAGAUGUUUUUCCCCGCCAGCAGGCUCUCGAACCGCUGCUUCUCUUCAUCCUGGAGCAGGAACUGCGGCUUCUGUAUGUACUGCGUCCCACGGCCAAGCGUUAUGAGCAGCAUGCCCUUGCGGCCCGAGUCCUGAAUGCCGAAUGGCGGCGAAGGCGCGGGAUUCUUGCGCUUGAACGGGACCGUCACGCACGUGUCGCGCAGGAACUCCACCAGUACCUCAAAGCCGGCCAGCGGGCGCGGUUUGCCCAACUCAAAUUUAAGCGGCUCCAGUGGGCGGUACGUGGUGGGGAAGAAGGACUCCUUCAGCUUCAUCAGCGAGAAGUGUGA